Molecule: messenger RNA, 3444 nt
Organism: Salpingoeca rosetta
Lineage: Eukaryota; Choanoflagellata; Craspedida; Salpingoecidae
Exons: 10
Coding region: 1-3444 (1147 amino acids)
Source: RefSeq, a predicted model, not a curated record
AUGGAGUUUGGCAGGUGGCUGGAUCGCGUGAAGGAGAAGGUGGCGGCGUCCUCUGGUGAACGCGUCGACGACAGCGCCUACGCAAACGAGAAGGAGGCCAUCUUCGUUGAAGUCAAACAGGCCGUCCAAUCGGUGAGCGUGGCGGGCGAUGUUGCGAUCCGGUCCACCCCAGAGUCGAUGCGCCUGUGCUCGGCCAUCGAGCGUGUACUGUGCCACGGCCUCAAGAUACCGUGGCACGCGGGCGAGCCCACCUUCUGGCGCGCAGCCGCUGUGAUCUCACACAAGGACGUCGUCAACGAGAUCAAGCGCCUUGCUCACGCAAACAGCGACGCCGCCCGUGUGCGUGCGUGGAUCAGACUCGCCCUCAACGAGAACGCCCUGGAGAGCUACGUGCACGCCCUCCUGCACGACACGUCGCUCAUGGAGGAUGUAUAUGAGACGUAUGCGUAUAUGCGGGAUGAAGAACAGGCAACCAAGUUUGAAACCCUCCUCGCAGGCCUCAGCUUCACCACCUUUCAGAUGAGUGUGGAUGACAGUUCAUUGGACGUGGCGCCAACACCGCGCGCAGCACAGCAGGAGCUCGUCAUGAUGCACUCGCCACCGACACCAGUCAAACGGGCAGAGCAGCACCAGCAGCACCAGCAGCAGCAGCAGCGCAAGAAAACAAAGGCAAAGAAGAAGCAGAAGAAGAAACCAAAACCACCGCACUCCAAGAAGGGAGCGGAGCAUGAACGCGACACAGCAAAGGACGCGGCGAGUGACGCCCACUCGCACGCCACCACGGCUGCACGCAACGUGCACAGCUGUGACGGUGACGGCCGUGACGCUGGUGAAGAUGGUGGUGAUGGUGGCGAGCAGCGAAUCACAGUCACGGGUGAUGAGCGCACGGCAGACAGUGACGCUGGUGAUGGUGGCGGUGGUGAUGGUGGUGAUGAACGAGGUGAUGUAGGGAGCACACAUCACCUGCAAGGUGUCAACGAACUUGGCUCGCCAACACACGCGCACGAGCAAGAAGGCGGAGAGGACGAAGAAGAAACCUCAGCGGGAGAACGUGGACAAGACGAGGAAACGGAACGUGGGCAAGAAGAAGAAGCAAAGGAACACCAUGGGAAAGGGGAGGCAAAGGAACAGGGAAGAGAAGACGAAGAAGAACAGGCCCGAGCGCAGCCAGAGACACAACAACAACAACAACAACAGCAACAACAACAACAACAACAGCAACAACAACAACAACAACAGCAACAACAACAACAACAACAACAACAACAACAACAACAACAACAACAACAACAACAACAACACAAAGGCGCGACUGCCGCAGCAAGUGAUCACACCACCAGCCCUGCAGUGAAUGCAGGACAGAGUACAGGCGCUGUACAAGAAGUGGCGGUUUGUGAUGAACGUGACGUGAGCGCAACAGAGAGUGCUCUGACGAGCGAUGGCAUUGCAACGAGUGUCGUGACAGCACAACAACAACGAAACCAAGGUGAAGAGGAGCACAGUGAAGUAGAAGCAGAAGCAGCAAAGAAAGAAGCGAACGAGGAACACAGCGAAGAAGUUGUGGAGCGACAUCAACGCAAACAAGACGACAACACCAGCAACCAAGCAGACCUACAACAACAACAACAACAAGUGCGAGUUGACAGAGAUGACAACAACAAUACCGGGGGUGCCAGCACGGCGCUCACUCCAACACCUCUUGCGACCACGAGCACAGACCAAGCAGACACGAGCUUUGACGGGUUUGAGAUCAUCACACACGACGACAUCGACACGCCAACACCAGCGGCAGGACUGAGCCGCCACCGCCACGACCACGACCCUGGCGCGCUGAUCUCUGCUGGUGGCGGUGACAGUCGUCUCGUUGACGUCCCGCUUGCACUGGACAUUGAGAGCGACGCAACAACAACAGCGGACAACACGCCCGUGGAGGGCCGAAGUGCAGCCGGCAGCUUCUACCGCAUGUUUGAGGAAGUGAUGAUGGCCGACGACGACAACACCAACGACGAUGCACACGGCGCCAUCCCAGCGACAGCGGCAACAGCUGCAACGGCAGUUGUGCAGGGACGGACAUACGAAGACCGCCACAGCCUCGGCUCAUUCACAAGCGCCACUCACUCCAUCGGAAGCACAUCGCAUCCACACCAGCACCACCAGCAACACCGCCCGCGCGAUGUCUCCCCCCUCAGCACAACGUCCACUCACCAACGCCAGCACCCACAGCACCACCCACAACACCACCACCAACACCACCAUCAUCAGCAGCACCACCAACACCCCCAUCAGCAGCAGCAGCAUCAAGCCCGCCAUGCAUCACCGUCGUCAUCUGCUACAAUGGUGCGAUCGGUGUCGUCGCCUCGGCAGCGGACCGUGUCGGGGAAGCGACGCGACCACGGUGUUGAUGAGCAGUUGGCACACGCUGUUGACGUACUCGUGGACGAAGAACCGCAGAGUACCGUGCCCUUUGAGCACAAUGGCCACGAAUUCUACAUUCUGCCCAAGUGCGCGGGCGACUGUGCCGUGUGCUCCCGGCCGCUCAAGACGGCACUCAAGCCCUCUCGCCGCCUCCGCUGCUGCCGCUGCCGCAUGAACGUCCACAAGCGCUGCCACACGUACGUGGCCCGCCCCUGCGUUGGCGGCCGGGCUGACCUUGCACGCCUCACCACCGCCAUCUGCCCCGACGACGGGCUCUGCGCACAGGACUACAAGUGCGCCGGGUGCGGCACCCACAUUGGCCACCAGCCGCUGUUGGCGCCGCCCAAGCUGUGCGACUACACGGGCCAGCACUACUGCAGCACGUGCCACCAUGACCAGCGCGCCGUCACCCCUGCGCGCGUCGUGCGGUCGUGGCAGUUUGCCGACAUGCCCGUGUGCCUGCAGGCAUCGGAGGUGCUGGCGGCCACCCACGACCUGCCGCUGCUGGAAAUCCGGCGCCUGAAUCCGUCCCUCUUCCGGCACGUGGAGGACCUGCGGGAGCUGGCGGGGUUCAGGGCCACGCUGGCACACAUGUCGUCGUUCCUGCUGACGUGCCGCCGCCUGCCGGAGGCCCGGAUCCUGCUUCCGCUGCAGGGCCACCGCCACUUUCUCGACGCGGACGCAGAACACAUGUACUCCAUGCGCGACCUGGUGGCCUUGCAUGCAGGCAAGCUGCUGAAGGUGGUGGAGAAGUGUGUGCAGGACUGCGAGGAGCACAUCACGCGCAGGUGCGUCCUGUGCAAGAGCAAAGGCCACGUGUGCAGGGUGUGCCACUCCGAUGACACCCUGUUUUCGUUCCAGCCGGACACGCACAAGUGCGCCGUGUGUCGUUGCGUCUUCCACCACCACUGCUUCCACGCAGCGGCAAGCGGCAUCUGCCCCGCCUGCGAGCACAGGCGCCAGCUAAAGGACAGGCAACGCAGCACCAGCACCAGUGGCAGCAGCGCCGUCAAGAGCAGCAACGCGUAG